AUGGACCUCCGUCGACCCACCCGCAACCCCAACCCCCCUGCCCGCCGCCACCACCACCUCUUCCACGCGCCCUCUCGCCGCCCGCUCACCCAUCCCUUGAGCACCGCCAUCUCCACAUCCGCAUUGCAUAUACCCGCUGAAGAAGCGGAGAGGAAUGACGACUUGGUCGAGCGUGAUGGAUCUGGAAACUAUAACAUGGCAGCGCCGUCCACCAACUUGAAGCCGAAUCUUGGAGUCGCAGCUGAGCUGGAUGAGGAGACUGAACAGGAGAACCAGAUGAUUUCCCUGUACGGGAAGAGGAACGAGCAUUGGGACACCGCCACAAUCAUGAGCGAGAUCAAAGCUGCGCUAGAGUCCAGUCUGGAGAAGAAGGUACAGAGUCUAGAGCAUGACCGGUGGAUGUUUGAAGGGGAGGGAAAAUCCAAAGGCUAAAGGAUUUGACGCCCUCAUGUGACGUGGCCUGCUUCACCCGGCACGCACGUAAUGGUUAGGAAAAUUCCAGGCGAGCAGCCCGCCUGCAUUAGGCAUGAUAUCUGCCUAAGGAAACUGCCCAGGUAAAUUGCCUAACCCGAGAUAAUCCAGAUAGCGAAUCUCCCUCCGCGGCACACAUGGGCUUAUCUGUCUU
This is a messenger RNA of Lindgomyces ingoldianus, 625 nucleotides long. RefSeq lists its product as uncharacterized. The record is from RefSeq and is a predicted model, not a curated record. NCBI's taxonomy places the organism in Eukaryota, Fungi, Ascomycota, Dothideomycetes, Pleosporales, Lindgomycetaceae. The coding region runs from base 1 to 432 and encodes 143 amino acids. The transcript is spliced from 3 exons.